Molecule: messenger RNA, 2466 nt
Organism: Cynara cardunculus var. scolymus (artichoke)
Lineage: Eukaryota; Viridiplantae; Streptophyta; Magnoliopsida; Asterales; Asteraceae
Product: ethylene response sensor 1-like
Exons: 6
Coding region: 217-2109 (630 amino acids)
Biological process (GO): signal transduction; phosphorylation
Cellular component (GO): endoplasmic reticulum
Molecular function (GO): protein binding; ethylene binding; phosphorelay sensor kinase activity
Source: RefSeq, a predicted model, not a curated record
AAUCAAAUCGGUGGGAAGCCAUUAGAAUUUCCAUACAUUGAUUCGAGUUUGGCACCCUUUCCGUAAAUGGCAACUGAUGAACCCUAUCCCUACGCUUUUCUCUGCUCGAUCACAGAUAAUGGAAUGCUCAACAUCUUUCUCAACUGAAUCUAGUGUUUUAGCCUCCAUCAAUCUCUCAUGUUCUUCCUCGAAGCUUUCUGAAGCUGUAGACGGAGAAUGGAUUCCUGUGACUGUUUCGAGCCUCAAUGGCCUGCUGAUGAGCUUUUGGUCAAGUAUCAGUAUAUAUCUGAUUUCUUCAUUGCUUUUGCCUAUUUCUCCAUUCCAUUGGAACUUAUAUAUUUCGUCCAGAAAUCAGCAUUCUUCCCAUAUAGAUGGGUGCUUAUGCAGUUUGGUGCUUUUAUUGUUCUCUGUGGAGCGACGCAUUUUAUAAAUCUUUGGACAUUCUCAUCCCACUCCAAAACUGUUGCUAUUGUAAUGACUGUGGCGAAACUGUCUACCGCUUUCGUCUCAUGUGUGACUGCUUUGAUGCUUGUUCACAUUAUACCUGACCUAUUGAGUGUGAAAACAAGAGAAUUGUUCUUAAAGCAAAGAACUGAAGAUCUUGGUAGGGAAAUGGGGUUGAUCAUUAAGCAGGAAGAAACUGGAAGGCAUGUUAGAAUGCUGACACAUGAAAUUAGAAGCACCCUUGACAGGCACACUAUAUUGAAAACUACUCUUAUUGAGCUUGGUAGGACUUUGGAUCUUGAGGAAUGUGUUCUGUGGAUGCCAUCAAGAAAGGGGAUGAUCCUUCAGCUUUCUCACUCUUUGCACAAUCUAAUACCUUUUGGCUCCACAGUUCCAAUUAACCUCCCCAUAAUCACCAAAGUGUUCAAUAGUGCUGAAGUAAUAAGGAUUCCGCAUAAUUGCCCACUGGCUAGGAUUAGAACCCCUGUUGGAACCUACAGUCCGCCUGAAGUUGUUGCUGUUCGGGUGCCUCUUCUGCAUCUCUCGAAUUUUGAAAUCGACAAUUGGCCUGAUAACUCCGCAAAAAGUUAUGCUGUGAUGGUCUUGAUUCUUCCUCUGAAUGGUGUAAGAAAGUGGCGCGACCAUGAAUUGGAACUUGUAACGGUUGUUGCUGACCAGGUUGCUGUGGCUCUUUCUCAUGCUGCAAUCCUAGAAGAAUCUAUGCGAGCCCGUGACCAGCUCAUGGAUCAGAAUUUUGCUUUGAACUUGGCUCGACAAGAAGCAGAGAUGGCUAUCCAUGCUCGUAAUGAUUUCCUUGCUGUCAUGAAUCACGAAAUGAGAACACCUAUGCAUGCAAUUAUAGCAUUGUCUUCACUUCUCUUGGAAACUGAGCUUACUCCCGAACAAAGGGCCAUGAUAGAGACCAUACUUAAGAGUAGCAACCUUCUAGCAGCACUCGUAAAUGAUGUUCUGGACCUCUCUAGACUAGAAGAUGGUAGCUUAGAAUUGGAAAAUGAAGUGUUCAACCUUCACGGGCUAUUCAAAGAGGUCAUUGGAUUGAUAAAUCCUAUAGCAUCUGUGAAAAACACAUCCAUGACACUGAACUGUGAUCUCGACCUACCUCCAUAUGGCAUUGGUGAUGAAAAGCGUCUUAUGCAAAUUAUCUUGAACGUUGCUGGUAACGCGGUGAAGUUCACCAAGGGGGGUUACGUUUCAAUUCAAGCCUCCGUUUUGAGUCCAGAUUAUUUACAAGAGUGGCAAACUCCCGACUUCUGCCCUACUUUGACUGAUGGUCUCUUCUACCUACUUGUGCAGGUGAAGGAUUCUGGGUCUGGGAUCAAACAACAAGACAUUCCACACAUUUUUACAAAGUUUUCGGAGCCUCGCAGUGCAUCCAACCGAACCACUAAUGGUGCAGGUCUUGGACUUGCCAUAUGCAAAAGGUUUGUAAAUCUGAUGGGAGGCCACAUUUGGAUCGAAAGUGGAGGGUUGGGGAAGGGUACAACAGUUACAUUCCUGGUGAAACUCGCCCACUGCAACUACCCCCCAGUUGACCCAACCAUGCAACAACUUAUGGUUCCGAAAGCACGAACCCAUAUUGGCAGUGGCGAACUGAUCAAACAUCGACAACUCGAGAGAGAGUCACUUUACCAUAGGAGUUUCUAGCUUACAUAACCAAUUGGAUGGUAAUGACAUCCUUUUUUGCAAAAAAAAACUCUUUUUCUGCAAAUAAAUAUCAAGGUAGUAAUUAAUUAACGACUUGUAGCAGAAAAAUUGAUGGUAAAAUAGACCAGAGUUCGACUUCAGGCGUACACAACAAUUGUGGUCAUUGAGUUUAUCAGGGCGGAUUUCUUACAGUUUGCUGGGAUUAGUCCAGGCAUAGUCUGGAACACCCUUCCAGAAAAGUUAAGAGUAUAUAUGAUGACCAUUUGUAGUUUGUGAGUCGAUCUUAUAGAAGCCCAUGCAUUGAGAGUUGGUCUAUUCUGUAUCUUAAUUAAACAUUGCAACUUACGACAUUCAUCA